This is a messenger RNA of Paramecium sonneborni, 1079 nucleotides long. The record is from the annotation of a GenBank genome assembly. NCBI's taxonomy places the organism in Eukaryota, Ciliophora, Oligohymenophorea, Peniculida, Parameciidae.
CUUAAUUUAAUAAUAAAUGAAUGUAUAAUUGAACGAUAGGCAUAUUACAUAAUUAGAGGAAUUAGAAUCUUUAAAAGGAAAGUUGCAAUGUCCGUCACAUAGAUCUCGUAAUCUUUCAUCAGAUAGAUAAUACACACCCUCUUUAACAAAUGAUUUUAGAAGCACAAGAAAUAGUGAUUAAUAGAAGGAUUCUUAAUCAGUUGAAAAAUGUAUUUGAUUGAAAUAACAAUUAGUUUUGAAUCUCAAAUAGUAAAAUUAGAAUGUUAAUAAUCUAUCUCAAUUAUGGAAAUAAUAAAAGUAGUGCAUAUCACUUACUUAAAGCUUGCAUGCGCAAAAUUUAACAUGUAUAUUCGAUUAAUGUAUAUUUUAGAAGAAAAAUAAGAGGUUGAAUAGUAAGUACCUAAGUAUACUCAUUUAGUAAUAGAAGAAGAAGAAAAUUUAACUACUGAAUAAGAUCUUACUAAAAACAAAGGAGUUUAGGCAGCCAAUAAUGUAAGAGUUAAUGGCAAAUUUCCUGUUACAACAAAAUAAGGAGGAUAAAAAAAAAAUUAAUAAUAAGUUCAGAACAUUUAGACUAGUAAUAAUUAAGGAUAAAAUAAAAAAAUAAAUAGUAAUUAUAACACUAAUAAUAAUACCAUUCGUCCCCAAACUACAAAAUCUUAAGUAUAAGUACCUUAAACGCCUUUAACAUAAAAAAAAACUGUUUAAAAAAGUAACACAAAGUCUUUUUAAGAUCCAUUUUUAGAUGGUAUGUGAAUUAAUAAAUUAGUACCAUAAACUCCAUCUUAAAAAUAAAAAUAAAAUUCCUUAUUAGAAAAAACUAGAUAAGGAAAGGCAAAUCAAGCAAUAAAUAAAGUUAUUACUAAAAAAAUUCCAGAUGAAGAUGAAAAAAAUUUAGUUUCUUAAUUAGCAAGAUUAAAAGAAAGUGUGACAAAGUUAUAUGAUAAUAGAUUUGAGAAAUAACUAGGUCAUUCUUCUUAAUUUAUUGAAAAGUAACCAAUUUAUGUUUAUUUAGAAAUUUUGAUUAAAUAAUCAACACACUUAAAUUGGAUUUUAGAUACCUUGAAAAUGAUAUGUGA